AUGCAAUAUCCAUAUCUUAUUUCCAGGGUGGCAGACCCAAUAUUUGCCAUAAGUAUCGGUAUAGCAUCUUAUUACUCUCAUGAACAAAGAGUUCAACGCCCCGAGGGGCAUUCAUUAAGUGAUUUAAUAAUUAGAAAGUACAGAAGAGUCUUUCCAGCGGACAACAAAGCAUGA
Molecule: messenger RNA, 174 nt
Organism: Priceomyces carsonii
Lineage: Eukaryota; Fungi; Ascomycota; Pichiomycetes; Serinales; Debaryomycetaceae
Exons: 1
Coding region: 1-174 (57 amino acids)
Biological process (GO): protein secretion
Source: RefSeq, a predicted model, not a curated record